AUGUCGUUUUUAUAUGUAAAGGCAUACUACGGACCUUGCAACACUUUUGAUACUUGCAAACAUAAACCGCAGUUGUUAACUGGUUUUAGAGAUCGUCUUCAAAAGUUGGGCUUCCGAAUAGAUCUCGUUCCGGUUCCAUUUAUCAACUAUUUCAUGCUCGAAAUGUGUGGACAUGAAGUAUUCCGCUGCAACCUGAAGCAUAUGAAAUUCAACACGAGGCCUAGCCGGGAUAAGAUUUGCAGAAGAGCCAUAGAAGCAGUAAUGACGUCAGCCGUGAAGUUCCGACGAGCUCGCGCCAUUCUCUGGUUCUGGACGGCUUUGGAUCACCAGAUGUUCAGAAGAAGUGCCUAUGCCCCGCCUGACUACUGGGCAAAAGACAUAGAUUUGGGAUUUUCAACCUGUGCAGAGUGUAUUGAAUGCUGUAAAAUCCUUGUGAAAAAACGGUCGCCUAACGAUGAUAAAGGUGAAGAUGAUAUUGAGACAUUAUCGUCGGAAUACAGUAUUUGAUCCGUUGUUUCGGUAAUUUCGAUGGAUCCCAUUUGCUAUUUCCAUUGAAUCCAGUUUUAUAACAUUCAUUCAUUUGUACUUGAAAGAAGAAAAACGUUUAAUUUAGAAACAUGACCUACGGCGUAUAAAGUAAACUUUCGUGAUAUUCAAAGCAACAAAUAUUGAAAUGGGAUCCAAGGAGAAUGAUUCAAUAUAGGUUCUAGUACCAUUUGUAGUAUUCAGUAUUUGGCAGACUGUCCAAAAUCUCUGGUAGCGUUAGCAGUGAAUAUUUUUCAAGUUAUUUUUGUAAGUACGAACAUGUCUUUAUCUUUAUUUGCUAGUCUUGUUAUUGUUAAAUAUAUUCUUUUAUUUAAAUA
Messenger RNA from Helicoverpa zea (corn earworm), 863 nucleotides. RefSeq lists its product as uncharacterized. NCBI's taxonomy places the organism in Eukaryota, Metazoa, Arthropoda, Insecta, Lepidoptera, Noctuidae. The record is from RefSeq and is a predicted model, not a curated record. The coding region runs from base 1 to 507 and encodes 168 amino acids. The transcript has 3 exons.